AGCUGAUGCACUGUUAACUGUCAGUAGCAUAAAAACCUUUGUGAUGUCUAAUAAUAAAUUUGUAAACCUUGUAUUUUGUUGAUAUAUCAACAAAUACAUAAACGGGUGCCGAUACGCACAGUUCCCCAUGUCGUUCUUUGUCUAGCUGCUGAACGAAGGCAUGCCAAUUACUCUUUAAGUGAUUACAUUAAUCAAUGUGAACUUGGUGCCCUGCCAGAAAUCAGACAGGAAAAUGCAGGAUCAAUUGUUGAGAAACCGCUUCGCAGAGCAACUCCCCACAAGCGUGCCAUCAAAAAGAACACAUAAUAACUUGCAGGAAAAAUCUAAAUUCUACAAACCGUUACCGUGCACACAUUUUUUUGGCGUACUUUGCUUGAUCGUCGUCGUAUUCACUCUAGUCAUAAUCAUUGAGAAGCAAUUACCAGCUGGCUUGAAGAUCGCCAACGAAGCUAAUCAUCCUGAUAGUUUCAUAGCUGAAAGAGCAUACAGGGUAUUGAGAAACCUAACGAAAAUUGGUCCUAGGACUGCUGGGAGCUUUGAGAAUGAAGUGCUUGCCGUUAAUAUACUGAAACAAGAGAUUGAAGGCAUUAUGAAAGAAGCGAACGACCAUCAUGUGAUAGAGAUGGACGUCCAGAGAGCCUCGGGGGCCUUCAACCUGGAAUUUCUCGAUGGGAUGACAAACGUAUAUCAGGACAUGCAAAACGUCGUCGUGAAAGUCGGUUCCAGGAUUGCUUCACCACACAGUUUGCUCAUCAACUGUCACUUUGAUUCGGUCGUAGAUAGUCCAGGUGCAAGUGAUGACGGAGCAAGCUGCGCAGUAAUGUUGGAGAUACUGAGAGUCCUAUCAAAAUCAAAUCGAAUACUAAGGCACAACGUUAUAUUUCUAUUUAACGGAGGAGAAGAAAACUUCAUGCCAGCAUCACACGGGUUCAUAACGCAGCACCGAUGGGCCAAAGAGGUUCGGGUUUUCAUAAAUCUGGAAGCUUGUGGAGCAGGAGGAAGAGAAGUCCUCUUUCAGGCUGGACCUAACCAUCCUUGGAUUCUGGAGACUUAUUCAGAGGAAGUGCCUUAUCCUUACGCUUCAUCAUUGGCGCAAGAGAUAUUCCAAAGUGGAGUGAUACCAGGGGAUACUGACUACAGGAUAUUCAGGGAUUUCGGCAAUCUGUCAGGCCUUGAUUUCGCCUGGUCAUCUAAUGGCUAUGUAUACCACACAAAGUUUGAUACGAUCGAACAAAUACCAUUAGGCUCAUUACAGAGGACCGGAGACAAUAUUUUAGCUUUGGCAAGAGGAAUGGCUCAAGGUCAUUAUAUAGCUGACGUUGACAGAUAUAAACAGGGUAACCUAGUAUUCUUCGACUUUUUAGGAGCUUUUGUGGUACGAUGGACUAUGCCAAUUGCCGAUAUGAUAAAUAUAGUAUCUGUGAUAUUUUCAAUUUAUACUAUUUACGAAAACGCCAAGAAGGUGCAAUACACUGAUGAUAUAAAGGAGAAACAGUACCUGCGGAAGCUGCUUGGUUGUACUCUAACGGCACUAAUAUCCUGGAUACUGUCAGUAUUUGCCACCGUUAUCAUAGCCGCUCUGCUGACGGCCUUCGGGAGGACUAUGAGUUGGUACGCGAGACCGUUGUGGGCUUUUUUCUUAUACGUUAUCCCUACUUUACUUGUUUGCAUGGCCACCGUCCUAUUGCAUGCAAAGCUCUUCAACAGUGAUCUGGACGUGUCUCCGUGGGCAAAGUUUCAAAUAUACUACGACGCUUACCAAGUCAUCUGGACUGUUGUCUUGUUUUUUGGAAUCCUUUUAAGGAUACGUUCAAGUUUUAUAGCAUGGACUUGGACAUUCUUUGCAGCUCUAGGAAACAUUUUGAAGUCAAAAUUAUAUGGCAGAUUCAGAGAUUCGAAAUGGUUAUUGCUACAUAUAUCAGUUAUGGGUCUGCCGUUCGUCCAAUGUUUUUAUCUGAUGAUUGGAGCGCUGUAUCUGUUCAUACCUAUUAUGGGAAGGGCUGGAGCGGGAAGUCAUGCAGAGUUUUUGAUCGCGAUCAUGGUCAGCUCUCUGUUUUCCAUGCUGUUUAGUUUCGUCGUACCUUUGGUACUCCUGGUGAGGGGAGUAGAACGAAUAUUUAGCUGCUUGGUCGGAUUAUUCUGGAUAUCGUUGGCCUUGCUGAUCCUCACGCCAUCGGGAUUUCCGUACUCUGGAGAACCUGGACAUCUUGCACCCCAGCGAUUCAUGAUUGCCCAUACCCAACGGACGUUCAGAGACUCGACAGGAGCUGUCGCAAAUCAGUCUACGGGGUACUGGAUAGCUGAUAUGGAUAUCAACAGUCCGCAUACAGUAGAUAGACACGUUCCAGAUAUGCAAAAAGCAAAUCUAGUCACAACAGACUGUGAUGAGUACCUGUAUUGCGGCUUGCCGUAUAUCGUGCCGGUACUGACGAUGAUAUGGAAGACGCAUUGGCUUCCGGGACCUCCACCUACCAUUCUCACCGCUGUAAACAUGACUGUGAUAAAAAGGGAAAACAUUCCAGGAGGAGAAAGGGUCACUUUGAAAGUAGAAGGACCAACGCACAUAGGGGUGAUGGUGUCUCCUAUGGAAGGAGUAGAACUGACAAGGUGGAGUCUGAAAACUCAGUACCCGUUAGCAGGACCUAAGUGGAAAGGAAGAGAGACAUAUUUUAUUUAUUACGCUUAUGGGUUGAAUCCUGUGCCAUUAGUAUUUCAUAUGGAUUUUAAGGUUCCGUCAGAUCACAAAGGUCCCAUAAUGGAUCUAGCAGUGACAUCGCACUAUCUCUUCGGUAAAGGUAAGGCUUCUCCGUCGCUAAAACAUUUGGUAGCUCAGUUUCCGCAAUGGACAGCUGUCACCUACUGGACGGCCACAUACGAUUCGUGGAUUAUCUAAAUUGCUACGAUACGAUAGAUUGGGAUAGGUUUCAUGAGGAUUACAAAAUCCACAUUAAUGCUGUCCACCCACGCACGAUGGAAGCGAUAGAAGGCUGAUAGUACGUUGUCUAAAUGUCCACAUUUGCUUAUUCUGACAUUUAGACAUUGGACUGUCGAUAUUCGUUUGUAAAUGUGCAGGGCAAGCAAUCGACUGAUGACCGUUUGCACCUGCUUAUGUUGCACCGUCAUAUCUCGAACGGUGAUUAGCUAAGCGUGCUAUGGCUGGCAAUCAUGUAUAUUUUUAGGGUUUUCUACUUUUGAACUAAUGAGCACUGCGCAUCGAGUUAACGCCUUUGGCGCUUUCAGAAAUCCUAAUAUCUGACGGAUGUGAAAUUUUCAUUUAUCACAUUUGUUAUUCGUCAUGAGUUCUGCUGCAAAAAAGCCCCCAAUUAUUUAUUGACAAGAAAAGUCUUUAUUGCUGAACAUGAUAUCCAAAUAUUUUGUUAAGAGAUGAAGAUUUAUUUAGCAUGAUUGCUACAAUAAUUACAUUCGUUUUAGAAAACGACAACUAUUACAUAACGUACAGGUAUGUUUAGAAAAACACAAUUUGC
Acanthoscelides obtectus is the source of this 3485-nucleotide messenger RNA. The record is from the annotation of a GenBank genome assembly. Lineage: Eukaryota; Metazoa; Arthropoda; Insecta; Coleoptera; Chrysomelidae.